Molecule: messenger RNA, 2065 nt
Organism: Hevea brasiliensis (rubber tree)
Lineage: Eukaryota; Viridiplantae; Streptophyta; Magnoliopsida; Malpighiales; Euphorbiaceae
Product: ATP synthase subunit beta, chloroplastic
Exons: 1
Coding region: 1-1497 (498 amino acids)
Biological process (GO): proton transmembrane transport; proton motive force-driven mitochondrial ATP synthesis
Cellular component (GO): chloroplast thylakoid membrane
Molecular function (GO): ATP binding; ATP hydrolysis activity; proton-transporting ATP synthase activity, rotational mechanism
Source: RefSeq, a predicted model, not a curated record
AUGAGAAUAAAUCCUACUACUUCUGGUCCGGGAGUUUCCGCGCUUGAAAAAAAGAACCUGGGGCGUAUCGCUCAAAUUAUUGGGCCAGUGCUAGAUGUAGCUUUUCCCCCGGGCAAGAUGCCUAAUAUUUACAACGCUCUGGUAGUUAAGGGUCGAGAUACUGCCGGUCAAGAAAUUAAUGUGACUUGUGAAGUACAACAAUUAUUAGGAAAUAAUCGAGUUCGCGCUGUAGCUAUGAGUGCUACAGAUGGUCUAACGAGAGGAAUGGAAGUGAUUGACACAGGAGCCCCUCUAAGUGUUCCAGUCGGUGGGGCAACUCUAGGACGAAUUUUCAACGUGCUUGGAGAACCUGUUGACGAUUUAGGUCCUGUAGAUACUCGCGCAACAUCCCCUAUUCAUAGAUCUGCGCCUGCCUUUAUACAGUUAGAUACAAAAUUAUCUAUUUUUGAAACAGGAAUAAAAGUAGUAGAUCUUUUAGCCCCUUAUCGCCGUGGAGGAAAAAUCGGACUAUUCGGGGGAGCUGGAGUGGGUAAAACAGUACUUAUUAUGGAAUUAAUCAAUAACAUUGCGAAAGCUCAUGGGGGUGUAUCCGUAUUUGGCGGAGUAGGCGAACGUACUCGUGAAGGAAAUGAUCUUUACAUGGAAAUGAAAGAAUCUGGAGUAAUUAAUGAAGAAAAUAUUGCAGAAUCAAAAGUGGCUCUAGUCUAUGGUCAGAUGAACGAACCGCCGGGAGCUCGUAUGAGAGUUGGUUUGACUGCCCUAACUAUGGCGGAAUAUUUUCGAGAUGUUAAUGAACAAGACGUACUUCUAUUUAUCGACAAUAUCUUCCGUUUCGUCCAAGCCGGAUCCGAAGUAUCCGCCUUAUUGGGUAGAAUGCCUUCCGCUGUGGGUUAUCAACCUACCCUUAGUACCGAAAUGGGCUCUUUACAAGAAAGAAUUACUUCUACCAAAGAAGGGUCCAUAACUUCUAUUCAAGCAGUUUAUGUACCUGCGGACGAUUUGACUGACCCUGCUCCUGCCACGACAUUUGCACAUUUAGAUGCUACUACUGUACUAUCAAGAGGAUUAGCUGCUAAAGGUAUCUAUCCAGCAGUAGAUCCUUUAGAUUCAACGUCAACUAUGCUCCAACCUCAGAUCGUUGGUGAGGAACAUUAUGAAACUGCGCAAAGAGUUAAGCAAACUUUACAACGUUACAAAGAACUUCAGGACAUUAUAGCUAUCCUUGGGUUGGACGAAUUAUCCGAAGAGGAUCGCUUAACUGUAGCAAGAGCACGAAAAAUUGAACGUUUCUUAUCACAACCCUUUUUCGUAGCAGAAGUAUUUACCGGUUCUCGGGGGAAAUAUGUCGGUCUAGCAGAAACAAUUAGAGGGUUUAAAUUGAUCCUUUCGGGAGAAUUAGAUAGUCUCCCUGAGCAGGCCUUUUAUUUGGUAGGUAAUAUUGAUGAAGCUACUGCGAAGGCUACGAACUUAGAAAUGGAGAACAACUUGAAGAAAUGACCUUAAAUCUUUGUGUACUGACCCCGAAUCGAAUUGUUUGGGAUUCAGAAGUGAAAGAAAUCAUUUUAUCUACUAAUAGUGGACAAAUUGGCGUAUUACCAAACCAUGCACCUAUUGCCACAGCUGUCGAUAUCGGUAUUUUGAGAAUACGCCUUAAUGACCAAUGGUUAACGAUGGCUCUGAUGGGUGGUUUUGCUAGAAUAGGCAAUAAUGAGAUUACUGUUUUAGUAAAUGAUGCAGAGAAGGGUAGUGACAUUGAUCCACAAGAAGCUCAGCAAACUCUUGAAAUAGCAGAAGCUAACUUGAGGAAAGCGGAAGGCAGGAGACAAAUAAUUGAGGCAAAUCUAGCUCUCAGACGAGCUAGGGCACGAGUAGAGGCUAUCAAUGGGAUUUCGUAACUAUAACUAGUUGGUGCGUCCGAAUAAUCAAAAGAACUUCUGUAUAAACAGAAGUUCUGUUUAUACACUUUUUUUUAUUCUACCAAUUGAAUAGAAUCAUAAGUAGAAUCGGAUUCUAAUACAACGAAAAUUUUUUCAAUUCAAAAAAUGAAAUAGAAUGGAACGAAAAA